Molecule: messenger RNA, 1126 nt
Organism: Phascolarctos cinereus (koala)
Lineage: Eukaryota; Metazoa; Chordata; Mammalia; Diprotodontia; Phascolarctidae
Gene: NUBP1
Product: NUBP iron-sulfur cluster assembly factor 1, cytosolic
Biological process (GO): iron-sulfur cluster assembly
Cellular component (GO): cytosol
Molecular function (GO): ATP binding; 4 iron, 4 sulfur cluster binding; ATP-dependent FeS chaperone activity
Source: RefSeq, a predicted model, not a curated record
GCGUGCGCACAAGGGGCCUUCGUCUCCUGGAUUCCUUUCACCCUUGUCCGGCUGAAUGUGGCGCCGCAGGCCGGAAGUGCAGCUGCGGCUGGUUCCGGCGGCCGGGAAGGUGUUGGAAUGGAAGAGGUUCCGCAGGACUGCCCUGGAACCAGCAGUGCCCAGGCGGGCAAAGGGGCCUCGUGUCAGGGAUGCCCGAACCAGCGUCUGUGCGCCUCCGGAGCUGGCGCCAUCCCCGACCCGGCAAUAGAGGAAAUCAAAGAAAAGAUGAGAACUGUGAAACACAAAAUCUUGGUCUUAUCUGGGAAAGGUGGUGUUGGCAAAAGCACUUUCAGUGCUCAUCUUGCUCAUGGCCUAGCAGAAGAUGAAAGUAAACAGAUUGCUUUGCUGGAUAUUGAUAUUUGUGGACCAUCAAUUCCCAAAAUGAUGGGACUAGAGGGAGAACAGGUUCAUCAGAGUGGUUCUGGAUGGUCUCCAGUGUAUGUUGAAGAAAAUCUUGGUGUGAUGUCAGUAGGCUUCUUGCUUGGCAGUCCUGAUGAUGCUGUCAUCUGGCGGGGACCAAAAAAAAAUGGCAUGAUUAAGCAGUUUCUUCGUGACGUGGAUUGGGGAGAGAUUGACUACCUCAUUGUAGAUACGCCACCUGGCACUUCAGAUGAACAUCUAUCCAUAGUCCAGUAUCUCAGUGCAGCACACAUAGAUGGAGCAGUAAUAAUCACUACUCCUCAGGAAGUAUCACUACAGGAUGUUCGAAAAGAAAUCAACUUUUGUCAUAAAGUGAAAUUGCCAAUAAUUGGUGUAGUAGAGAACAUGAGUGGCUUCAUAUGCCCCAAAUGUAAGAAUGAAUCGCAGAUAUUUCCUCCAACAACAGGGGGCGCAGAGGUAAUGUGCCAAGAUUUAAAAGUCCCCCUGCUCGGUAAAGUGCCUCUGGAUCCACAGAUAGGUAAAAGUUGUGAUAAUGGACAGUCCUUUUUGACUGAAGUGCCUGAUUCACCAGCUACAUUAGCAUACAGAAAUAUAAUCCAAAGAAUUCAAGACUUUUGUGGCUUACAUAGUUCAAAAGAAGAAAAGCUGAUUAGCCGCUGAAACAAUUUUUAUGGACCCUAGCUGUAGUCAUAAACAUUCUGAGAAA